CACUUGCUGGUGGAUUCCCGAUUCGUCAAACAUCGUCAUCGCACUUGACGUGAGGAGCGAAAAUUUUUGUCCCUGGAUGAAAAAUCACAUUUUCCCAACGAGAAAACUCGAGAUUCGCGGAAGAAAUCGUCUUUGUGAAACCUGAGAACGCGCAAAUAGUUGGCCAGGAUGAGUGUGGAUACGUACGGACCGAAUUCCCAGAGCUUGACUUUUCUGGACACAGAGGAGGAUCUUAUUGGAGCGGAUACGCAGGGCACGGACUUCGAUUUUCGGGAUUUCACCGUGCCUUCGCAGAGUCAGACGCAGGGAUCUCAAUUGGACAACUUGGUCGGCGGUCAGGUAAAUGGCUUUGGAAAGCGCUUGGAGAUCGGCGGCAAAGUGUCCGCAUUGGUGUCGGGGAUGAACGAUCUGCAGUUCGAGGAGGAAGAUGACGAUGCCUUCCUCUCCAAUCAAGAUCUUCCGCCGCAUGCCUGCAAGUACUGCGGCAUCCACGAGCCUAGCACCGUGGUGAUGUGCAACAUCUGCAAGAAGUGGUUCUGCAACGGACGCGGCAGCACUUCCGGCUCCCACAUCGUGAACCACCUGGUGAGGGCGAAGCACCGCGAGGUGACACUGCACAGCGAUGGUCCUCUGGGUGAGACAGUGCUGGAGUGCUACUCGUGCGGUGUCCGGAAUGUCUUUGUGUUAGGCUUCAUUCCCGCCAAGGCGGAUUCUGUGGUGGUGCUGCUCUGCCGACAGCCAUGCGCCGCCCAGAACAGCCUCAAGGACAUGAAUUGGGAUCAGGAACAGUGGAAGCCGCUGAUUGCGGAUCGAUGCUUCCUCUCCUGGCUCGUGAAGGUGCCCACGGAGCAAGAACAGAUGCGAGCGAGACAAAUUUCAGCAGCACAGAUUAACAAGCUCGAGGAGUUGUGGAAGGACAACGUGGAGGCGACAUUUCAGGAUUUAGAGAAGCCAGGCAUUGAUAAGGAACCGGCGCAGGUUCAGUUGCGCUACGACGAUGGCUAUCAGUACCAGAAUGUCUUUGGGCCACUCGUGAAGCUCGAGGCAGACUAUGAUAAGCGCCUGAAGGAGUCCCAGACGCAGGAGAACAUUGAAGUGCGCUGGGACGUGGGACUGAACAAGAAGACCAUCGCGUACUUCACGCUGGCCAAGAGUGAUGGCGACAUGAAGCUGAUGCACGGUGAUGAGUUGAAGUUGCGCUACGUUGGCGAGCUGCACAAGCCCUGGUUCGGCGUUGGUCAUGUGAUAAAGGUUCCCGACAACUAUGGCGAAGAUGUGGGACUGGAGCUGAAGCACAGCCUUCAGGCGCCCACAGAGUGCACUUCCCACUUCUCCGUGGACUUUAUCUGGAAGGGUACGUCGUUCGAUCGCAUGCAAAUGGCUCUGAGGAAGUUCGCCGUUGAUGAUAACUCCGUGUCGAACUACAUCUACUCCCGCCUGUUGGGUCAUGGACGUCACGAUGGAUCUGACGAGGUGACAUUCCGCUGCACAAAUCUUCCCAAGCACUUCAGUGCUCCCAAUUUGCCGGAUCUGAACAGAUCCCAAGUGUAUGCUGUGAAGCAUGCCGUUCAGCGUCCGCUCAGCCUGAUUCAGGGCCCGCCGGGAACUGGAAAGACCGUGACCAGCGCCACGAUUGUCUACCAGUUGGUGCGUCAAAAUGGAGGACCAGUUCUGGUUUGUGCUCCUUCCAAUACGGCUGUGGAUCAGCUAACGGAGAAGAUCCAUCGGACCAAUUUGAAAGUGGUGCGCGUGUGUGCCAAGAGUCGCGAGGCCAUCGACUCUCCCGUGAGCUUCCUAGCACUACACAAUCAGAUACGCAACAUGGAGAGCAAUCUGGAAUUGCAGAAACUUCAGCUGCUCAAGGAUGAGACGGGUGAAUUGAGCUCUUCUGAUGAAAAACGCUACAGGACGCUGAAGAAGGCUGCGGAGAGAGAACUUCUGGAGGCAGCUGACGUGAUUUGCUGCACUUGCGUGGGUGCUGGAGAUCCUCGCUUGGUGCGCAUUAAGUUCAACUCCAUCUUGAUUGAUGAGAGCAUGCAAUCCACGGAGCCCGAGUGCAUGGUUCCCGUGGUGCUGGGCGCCAAGCAACUCAUCCUGGUGGGCGAUCAUUGUCAGUUGGGCCCCGUGGUGAUGUGCAAGAAGGCCGCCAAGGCGGGUCUGUCGCAGAGUCUCUUCGAGAGGCUGGUGGUGCUGGGAAUUCGCCCAUUUCGUCUGGAAGUGCAGUACAGGAUGCAUCCGGAAUUGUCGCAGUUCCCGUCCAAUUUCUUCUACGAGGGCAGUCUGCAGAAUGGCGUGUGUGCGGAUGAGCGGAAGUACAAGGUGGAGUUCCCAUGGCCACAACCGGACAGGCCGAUGUUCUUCCUUGUGACGCAGGGUGCCGAGGAGUUGGCGGGCUCUGGAACGUCAUAUCUGAAUCGCACAGAGGCGUCCAAUGUGGAGAAGAUCACCACGAGAUUCCUGAAGGCAGGCAUUCGACCGGAUCAGAUUGGCAUCAUCACACCGUACGAGGGCCAAAGGGCUUAUCUGGUGCAGUACAUGCAAUACCAGGGCAGUCUGCACUCGAAGCUAUAUCAGGAGAUCGAGAUUGCGAGUGUUGAUGCGUUCCAGGGUCGUGAGAAGGACUUCAUCAUAAUGUCGUGUGUGAGAUCCAAUGAGCACGAGGGCAUUGGCUUCCUCAAUGAUCCGAGGCGAUUGAAUGUGGCUCUCACGAGGGCCAGAUAUGGUAUCAUCAUCGUGGGCAAUCCUAAGGUGCUCUCGAAGCAGCCACUGUGGAAUCAUCUUCUGAACUUCUACAAGGAGAAGAAGGUUCUGGUCGAGGGAUCGCUUAACAAUCUGAAGGAGUCUUUGAUACAGUUUGCCAAGCCGAAGAAAAUUGUGAACACGCUGAAUCCAGGAUCGCACUUCAUGUCCAAUGUUAUGUACGAUGCCAAGGAUGCCAUGGCAGCGGGAUCGAUUUAUGACAAGUCCAGCAACUUCUCCAUGAAUCAAUUCCAGCCGAAUCAGCAGCCGCCGAUUGGCUAUGGCGCCAUUGGUAGCGGACAUUCACGUGGUGGACAAGUGGACAUGUUCUCGAGGACGCAUGACUCCAUCAGCUACAUUUCACCCGAGAGGGCGGCCAUGAAUAACAUCCCUGUGCCCGUGGGAAUGUUCAUGAACAUGACGAACAUCCCGCCGAGAUUCUAUCAACACCAGCAGGCGAUUCAGGCGGCCAAGCAGGGACGUCGCAAGGGAACACUUCCCAAUGGACCGACCGGAAUGUCUGUAGCGUCAGGAAGUGCCCGCGUGUCGAAGCCACGCAACUCCAGCCAGGGAGGAGCGCCUCUGACACAGGGCAUGUCGCAGGGCAUGAGCCAACCGGGCUUCUGUCUCUCGCAGCCGGGAGAUCUCUCGCAGGACUACAUGGGUGACUACCAAUCGCAAAUGGAUGGAAUUCUGAGCCAGGACUAUCUCCAUAGCCAGGGAGCUGAUCGCAUGAACUUCGGCGGCGUGAACAGUCAGUACACGCAGCCCUACUGAUAAUGAGUUCCUGAGGCCGGGAGCAGAAGAUCAAAAGGAUUUCUACAUGGUCGUGGUUUAAAAGCAUAAACAUGAGGAUACAAGUGAGCCCGAGAAUAGCGAAGAGAAUAUGAAUUAACGCGCGCUGAUGAAUGUUGACUACCAAAAGUACCAUACGAAGAUGACGAUGAGAGACUGCUGAAUCAGGGAACUCAGACAGAGUGGGUGACAACAGGUGUUCGCGGGAACACACGGGAAGCUCGUGAAAUGGAUGAUGAGAUGAUGCCCGAGAUUCAGUGGGACUUGCUGCAGGAGGAGUCCAACACCUUCAACGCGGAAGGAUUUACGAUAUGAUGGUCGUCACACCAUCGCUAAAUGGGCGACAUGACUAUCGUUGUGAGACGUUAGUUUAACUCCCUAUCUCCCCCCAAAUCCUUCUACACACUACACGCGAACUAUUAUUGGAUUUAUUAUUGAGAAAUCACGACUGGCACUUCUAAAUGGCACAUUAAUUUCCCACUCUCCGGGGAGAUGAUGAACCGCAACUUCUCCCACGGUGAAUUCUUCUAUGCUUACCCCCUUUUAAUUUGAUCAUACCCUCACUUUUUGGCCGAUACCCUUGCUGGCAGAUUAUUCGUAGAUCACAUGAAAUUUUUGUUAAUUGAAAUCAAUGAAAUAAAGAUGCUUUUCUUUGAACAUUAAAUAA
Messenger RNA from Phlebotomus argentipes, 4201 nucleotides. It is a transcript of the gene Upf1, whose product is annotated as regulator of nonsense transcripts 1 homolog. Gene Ontology annotation, cellular component: cytoplasm. Gene Ontology annotation, biological process: nuclear-transcribed mRNA catabolic process, nonsense-mediated decay. Bases 169 to 3516 code for a protein of 1115 amino acids. The record is from RefSeq and is a predicted model, not a curated record. The transcript is spliced from 4 exons. Gene Ontology annotation, molecular function: RNA binding; ATP binding; zinc ion binding. NCBI's taxonomy places the organism in Eukaryota, Metazoa, Arthropoda, Insecta, Diptera, Psychodidae.